AUGUGCAAUGUGUCAGUGAGUGAUGACAUCAUCAUAAUCCCACAGCCUGCUCUUCUAGUGCCUGCUGGGCCUGCUGAUCGGUGUCAGUGUUGGUGUUCCCUGUGUGUAUGAGGGCUGGGCUGCCUGCUGUCACAACAUUUUACCUCCCCCCAUUGCCUGGCGAAUUUCAGCCUGGGAUCUGUUUAGAGUGUGGAUCCAUCAUCCUCCACUCACUGCAACUGUCACCCUGCCACUGCCAGCCACAGAUACAGUUCCUCCCUGACAUUGAUUUUGUCUUUAAUAUUGGUGCUGGUGGCAUCUUUUGGCAC
This is a messenger RNA of Staurois parvus, 308 nucleotides long. The record is from the annotation of a GenBank genome assembly. Lineage: Eukaryota; Metazoa; Chordata; Amphibia; Anura; Ranidae.